AUGACCAACUAUAAGUUUUCCAUCACCAGUUUACAGCAGGACAAGAUUAGAUUCUUCAACAGAUACUUCAAGGAUCCCCCCCAUUACAACCAGUUGCUUGCCGGACGAGGCACUUCCGCCGCUUCUGCACCACCUGAACCACCACAGGUCCUGAGCGGCGACAACAGCAACGGCGAUGACGACAGCGGUGACAUCAACAGCAGAGAUGGCAACACCGAAGGCCGUGGCGAAAUUUCAACCUCAGAGAUUUUUCCCCGGACCAAAACUACCGCCCUCUCGUUUUUUUCUGAGAACAUGCGCGACGACAGUCGAACGAGGGUCUUUUCGGCGCUCAAGUUUUUGAGGGAUCGACUGCGUCACAAUGCCCGCUUGGAGGACAGGAACUUCACUUUCAGGAUCGUGCGCGGUGGACUCCUCUCAGGGAUCUCGCCCAUGACAUGGUUGCGGAUAUGCCAACUCUCACUGUAUUUCGUCACGUCAGACAACGGUGGACCCGGGGGUAGCCACCAGAGAGCACUAUGUUCGGUAUGGCAGAUUGACAUUGAGGCCACGGAGAGACUUCAUGGGAAGGUCGUGGAUAAGGAGACGGAACUUCGGGAGGAGGCAGCCAAAGCACGUCGGUCAAGUCAGACGUAUGUGGUGGCACAUCAAGGAACAUCGCAGUCUUCGGGAACGUCCUCUACCCACCGUGGACAACCCUUCGGUGACGAAGAUGAUGAGGAUUGCGACAGUCAGAUGGAGUAUGACCCCAACAAUGUCCUUGACGAUGUUUCAACGAACAACAGUAGCAGUUUAGCCUUCAAUUGGCAAUCGUCCAUGAUCCAUGAUAUGACUCCAGCGGAAUUCCUUGUCAGCGAGUCCGAUUGUGAUGAUGCUUCUAGUCAUGCGUCUACUCCGCUCUUGUCGCUGUCGCUGCCACCGCUGCGUGCUUUUUCUGUCGAGAAGUUGGUUGGUUCCAGUGAUUUCUAUUCGCGAGGACCAUACAACAAAAAACUUCAACAGCGCUAUCACCAGCAGCGGCCCAAAAUCUCGACCCUGGACACCAUAAAUACAUCGAUCUCGGAAAUGGAUGCGAAGUUGGAACAGAUGGCAAAGAAGUUUGCAGGUACCAUCAGUGGGAUCAAUGCACGGCUGGACGAGUUGUCAAAGGGUUUGAUGGGCGAGAACGGUGUUUCGUUGAGGUCGCUACAAUACAGCACCCAGAAGGAUCUUGAGAAAUUGGAGAAGAAGGUGGAUGCGAUUAUGGAGUGUUGUUUGACAUCAUCGCGCAGGAUAUCACCAGGAUCAGACGUUGGCUCUCACGAGUACCGUUACAAUUUUCGCCCUCAGUAUCGUCCACCAUAA
Messenger RNA from Linnemannia hyalina, 1344 nucleotides. The record is from the annotation of a GenBank genome assembly. NCBI's taxonomy places the organism in Eukaryota, Fungi, Mortierellomycota, Mortierellomycetes, Mortierellales, Mortierellaceae.